Messenger RNA from Cyclocybe aegerita, 1245 nucleotides. The record is from the annotation of a GenBank genome assembly. Lineage: Eukaryota; Fungi; Basidiomycota; Agaricomycetes; Agaricales; Hemipholiotaceae.
AUGUCCGACCUCCCACCGAGAGGUCGGGGCGCGAGGCCCCCUGGGGCAGUUCCUAGGAGCCGUCGUGGGGGGGACUCGGGCUCCGCCCCACCAGCAAUACCACCAUCGGUCGCUGGCUCAUCGUCUUUUGGUGGUGAUGCCUCGCCAAUCUCGCCAGACCCUACCUCGACUAGGGCCACAUACUCGACGGUCGUGCCAGCUCGAUCUCGCCACACAUCGCCCCGCCGCAGGUCCCGUUCCACCACGGGUUCCACCCAUUCGUCCGCAGAUGAGUCUGACUCAGGGACGGCCCACCCCCAGGAGAUGGAGGUUGAGGGCACUCAGGGAGGGGAGAAGGUCUCGAGGGACCCCUCCGUUGACCUUCUCUUAGGUCAAUACACCUUGAAGUUCGGAGACACAGUUGAGGAUCUUCCUGGCAAUCUCAAGGCGGCUUCGGCUGCUAUAAUCUACAACGGACAUCGCAAGCUCAAAAGGACUCGUUAUGUCUCUGGCAGAGUUACCGCCCCAGAUGCGGAACUCAAUGCCAUCUCGUGCGCAGUGCGCCUUGCUGUCAAGCAGGCAAACUGCCAACAUAUUAUGGUCUUUACUGACUCUAUGGGCUCGGCCCAUAGAGCAGUCGACCCUUCUGUGCACUCUGGGCAGGCUUUCAGCCUGUCGGUCUGCCACAUUCUCCGAGAGUGGUUCGAGGUGGAUGAUCUCCGCCGCAUCACGUUUGUCUACGUUCCAUCUGCCCUGCGGUGGGACAUUCAUGGUGAGGUACACAAGUACGUCACCAAACUCAAAGUCAGGGUUGGAUGUCGGAAGACGGACAACUCUAUAGACGCGCUGCGCUCCCGAGCCGCGCACUCAGUCCUGGAUUCGUGGGGUUCCACUUUCCAGGAUCCAACCUACCGAGGCUCUGAAUUCUUAGAGCUUCAACAGCCUGACGGGCGGCUGCUACAGCCAUCGUACCUCAAUGGGGGACCUUGGCUUUCAACAUUUGGACACAGUAUCACUGAGUUCGCUCGCGUUUGCUGGUGUAUAACUGGCCAUGUGUCCAUUGGAGCGUACUACCGUCACUUCAAGAUCAAUGAGCCUCAUGGCUGCACUUGCGGGGCUGAUUUGCAGUCCCGUCAGCAUAUCCUCUUUCACUGUCGCGAUCGCUAUUCCGUGCAUUACCCCCGCUUUCUUGGGGAUAUUGCAUCUUUUAUGAAGUACAACCCCACGGCGUUUGGCUUCAACCGGGACUCUUCAGGUGUCGGAUAA